ACGCGGAGUCCUAAACGUCAGUGGUAUUGUUUGUUGUUUGUCUAUUCGUGGACAGUGUUGGUAGUACGUGCAAAAAUAGAACGUCUCGGUUUAAAAGGACAUAAAAGGACUUUCAUAAUGAACAACAACAUCAAUGGGCAAGUCGAUGGACAGAAUGUGGUCGAAUAUUCUACGUUAGAUAAUUCCGUGAAGGAAUUGAUCCAGGCAGCUAUACAGGUACGGAACAACGCAUACUGCCCAUACAGCAACUUCCCCGUGGGAGCAGCGUUAAGGACGACUACGGGUGAAAUCGUAACCGGAUGCAACGUGGAAAAUGGCACGUUUGGACCGUCCGUCUGCGCGGAACGAACAGCCGUUUGCAAAGCCAUUAGCGAGGGAUAUCGCGAGUUCACCGCGGUGGCUGUGGCGGCUUAUCAGGAGGCGGAAUACACGGCACCCUGCGGCACCUGUCGUCAAACACUGUCGGAAUUCAGUGCAAAAGAUAUACCCAUCUAUCUGGUCAAACCUUCGCCAGCGAGGGUUAUGAUAACAUCGCUAUUUAAACUGCUGCCACACGCCUUCUCGCCCACCUUUCUUAACCAAAAAUAGUCCACAGUGUCGCGUGCUAUGUUGAGUUCGGGAGACACAAACAAGCACACGAAAUAUCCAAUAACUUAACUGUACUGGUGAAUUGUGCACGCGUUAUCUACCAACUGGAAGCCCAACGAGAAGCUAUCUUAUCCGAACCCGAGACUUAUUUCGGCAAACAUACACUCUCGCUAGUACAAUCCUUAAGUGGUAUAUAGCAGUGCAAUACAUACAUGCUUGGUGUGACAAGCUUUACCAAAGAAGCUUCGGUGGCAGGUUUU
Messenger RNA from Anopheles moucheti, 848 nucleotides. Its product is annotated as cytidine deaminase-like. The record is from RefSeq and is a predicted model, not a curated record. Gene Ontology annotation, cellular component: cytosol. Gene Ontology annotation, molecular function: zinc ion binding; cytidine deaminase activity. NCBI's taxonomy places the organism in Eukaryota, Metazoa, Arthropoda, Insecta, Diptera, Culicidae. Bases 118 to 588 code for a protein of 156 amino acids. The transcript has 3 exons.